Messenger RNA from Lasiosphaeria miniovina, 1191 nucleotides. RefSeq lists its product as uncharacterized. Gene Ontology annotation, cellular component: endoplasmic reticulum. The transcript is spliced from 3 exons. The coding region runs from base 1 to 1191 and encodes 396 amino acids. Lineage: Eukaryota; Fungi; Ascomycota; Sordariomycetes; Sordariales; Lasiosphaeriaceae. The record is from RefSeq and is a predicted model, not a curated record.
AUGAGGAUCCUUGCGGGCAUCGUAGCGGCAGCUCUGCCAGGGCUUGCCGUUGGAGCAACCCAGCAGCGGGCCGACGUGUUCGUCUUCCAGAACAAGCAGCAGAGCGCCUCGCCCGAGAGACACUCGCUACCCAAGGAAGUCGCACGCCACAUCCUCUUGCAGAGGACAUCGCGACACCGCUAUGGCAGCGACUUGCGCGAUAUCCCCAGCUCCUUCGACUCCGAGACAGUCGUCGAGUACAUCGCAACGUACGGCCGAAACCCAACACCGCUGUUUGUGGAACCAGAUACGAUUGAGGCGGCCCAGCUUGUGGUUAUCCUCGAGGGGGUUACCCCCCAGCACACCACACAGCUAGAGAGAGCGCUCGGCGAAGAACAGCAGCAUACGGUUUUCACUAUAUCCGACCCUCCGUCCGCGUUGGCAAACGACCGGUUGAUGACGCUCUUCAAGAAUCUGGGAAUAUCUUCUGCAUCACAGUGUGACGUCAAAUCUGUCAUCAACCCCUCCAACAUGAACUGCUGGGACGGGCCGUCCUCGGUUGUAAGAUACGACCUCGCCAAGUCUCCGGAGACGUUCCAAGUUCUUCUCGACAAUCUCUCCCGGCUGAGCAAGUUUGUUCGGGUCGGCGACCUCGAAGCAGUGCUUGUUCUGAUGCCGGAAUCGACCCGCUCGUCCAAGCUGAACGACUGGAGCGCCGCUGCAGGGCUUGCUCAGUCCGACCUGCGUCGUCGCGGCGAGUCCGAGACGGUGAUUGCCGACGAGACCGUCUCGUUUCCGACCAGUGCCCCACCCACGGCCUUGGACGAAGGAGUAGUCGACGACGAGCGCCCACGGCCCCAGAAAUUUAAGUCCGCGCCGCAGUGUUUCACCACGUUCAACAGCUGCAUGGCGGGGACCGGCAACUGUACUAGUCACGGCCAGUGCGUCAACAAAUAUGGCGAGAACUCGACAAAUGCGUGCUUCAGCUGCUCGUGCGUGCCUUCGAUCGAGGGUGGCGAGAUUUUUAAUCAGACGAUAUACUGGGGCGGCAGCAUGUGCCAAAAGAAGGACAUCAGCGUGCCGUUCUGGCUGCUCACGGGAUUUACAGUCACCAUCGUUGGCGUCGUCACCGCUGCCAUCGGGCUGCUGUUUAGUGUUGGCGAGGAGCAGCUGCCUGGCGUCAUUGGGGCCGGUGUGAGUAGGACAAAGUAG